Conger conger (European conger) is the source of this 4300-nucleotide messenger RNA. Its product is annotated as tumor necrosis factor ligand superfamily member 10-like. Gene Ontology annotation, biological process: immune response. The coding region runs from base 81 to 1010 and encodes 309 amino acids. Gene Ontology annotation, molecular function: tumor necrosis factor receptor binding. The transcript has 5 exons. Gene Ontology annotation, cellular component: membrane. NCBI's taxonomy places the organism in Eukaryota, Metazoa, Chordata, Actinopteri, Anguilliformes, Congridae. The record is from RefSeq and is a predicted model, not a curated record.
GGUUAUUUACAGUCUCGCGCAGUCGUCGAUAAGGACUUUCCCCAAAUCUUCUGUGUUUUUACACAUUAUUCUGGAAUGCAAUGGCUAGUCCGAGCAAUCAAGAUUAUUUCAGGUCCGCCAGUACUGAAUCGUCCGCAUAUAUGAUGGUUCCGACGAAGAAACAGCGAGAUACUCCCUCAAAGUUGUGGCUAGCCAUGGUUGUUCUCAUCGUGGUCGUACUCCAGAUAGCUUCGACCACUGCACUCUUCGUCUAUCUGAACAUGUCGAUAUCUCAGGUGAAGAACCAGGGUGUCACUGAGGAGUUGAAGUGCCUGAGCUUGCUGAAUGCCCUGGACAAACAGCAGGACAUCCCAGAGAACCUGGCCCAGCUCUUUGGAGAGCCCUGCAUGAAGCUGGCAGAAGGCAUCAAGGCUUACAUAUCCAAGGUGACUGAGAACAUCAUAUCGAAGCAGACAUUUCAAGAAGCAAGAUCCUUACCUCGUACAUUCAACAUAUCAGAGUCAAAGGUCGUCACUGCGGUCACACAGAGACCAUCUGCCCACCUAACUCUCCAAGAAAGCAGCCUACAGGCCCCUCAGCCGGACCUUCACCAGUCGUGUCGGCACCCGGUCCGGUCGUGGGGGACGCAGAGCUUCGGGGCCCACCUGCACAACAUGACCCUGCUGAGCAACGGCCACCUGCGGGUGCCCCAGGACGGCCGCUACUUCCUGUACUCGCAGGUCUACUUCCGCUACCCGGCCUCGCGCGAGGGGGAAGAGUCCAGCGUCAGCCACCAGCUGGUGCAGUGCGUGUACAAGAAGACCUCGUACCUGCGGCCCAUCCAGCUGCUGAAGGGCGUGGGCACCAAGUGCUGGGCCCCCGACGCAGAGUACGCCCUGCACUCGGUGUACCAGGGCGGGCUGUUCGAGCUGCGCGCCGGCGACGAGGUCUUCGUCUCCAUCUCCUCGCCCUCCUCCGUGCACGCCGACCAGUCCUCCAGCUACUUCGGGGCCUUCCGCCUAGACCUGUGACCCCUGACCCCGCGACCUCAGCUCUGAACCCUCGGGGGCGGGAGGAACGGGGAAGAGUUGUCACGUCCGAACGUUUGGGAUGCUGUUUGCACACCUGUCUUCGCCCCUUAUUCAAUGUCACACUUUUCUAUGGUGGAAGGAAAUACUGCGUAUCCAGAUGAAGCCUCUUUCUAAGAAAGAGAAAGGACAAAGCACAUUGUUGUUUAAAGACGGACGGAAUGUAACUGAGAGUUGGAUCACAUCACUGGUGUGGAAUGGUAGCAAACAUGCUGCUCGUUUACCCUAAGGGGGCUGGAAUGGAUGGACUGUACCACAGUCCUGUGUUUAAGGGGGAGUAACCUGGACAAACAACACUACCCUGCAGGGAGAUGGACUGGGCGAGAUAGUUUGAGUUUAAUGUAGCAUGUUACACGAGGAAACGAAAAGAGAGCAGGAAUGCUAUGAAGAUUCCAGAAGCGGGGAGAAAUAUGCGGCACUACCAGCCACCGCAGUGGGCUCAGGAAUCUUCACUGAGAAGAGGGCCGGCAUUCUAUUCUGCCAUUAUCUGGUCUGGCCCAACCUGCACGGUAGCAUACUGAGCUGGAACAGGAGAGCACUGCUGACUGAGAUGUUAUUCACACAGGGCCAUGUGCAUACACACACAAACACACACGUACACAAGCACGCACACACAGACACACAUACACAAACACACACGUACCCAAGCAUGCACACACUGACACAUACACAAACACACACGUACACAAGCGCACACGCAGAGACACAAACACACACAAACACACAAGUACACAAGCAUGCACACACAGACACACAUACACUCACUUUCACACACACACCCUCUCUCUCAUUUACUCACACAUACAAACGCACUCACACACACACACAGACACACACACGUGCGCACAUACACGUGAAUAAGAGAUCUGUGAUACAAGUGAGAGCUCAAAAGAGCAUGCCCCUCCUUACAGGUGGCUGACUGGAAAUGUCAAGCAAACUGAGUCAUCAUAUGAAGAGAGAGAGAGAGCUGUAAUCUAGACUGACACACAGCUGUUUGCUUUGUCACACCUAGUGUUCCCCAUUGCCUUUUGUUUCUUGUAAGCAUUCGUCUUGCUUUCACAAGCGAAAUUAGCUAUUAACCAACCAGCGGACCCAUUCUUUUUAGGGAUUCUUCCCCCUUCUUUGUAUUCUUCCCUCUGCCUUUUCUCAGGGGGAAUGUUUAUGUAAAUAUUAUAUAUGUACUGUGUGACAUUCAGGGACACUAAAGAAACUCUCAGUGCAAGGCUGUGUCUGUUUCCCAUUAUGGAUGGUAAUAAUUUUGGAAGAAGCAAAUUGUAAUUGAUAUCAUCUGAAUCUGAGCCCCAGCAGUCUGUGUAUAUUUUAAAUGUGCUGAUCCGCAGCGAUUUCCCAGAAUCCCCCACGUGCAGCUGUUUCACCCGGUGUGAAAGUGCUCCUCAGCUGGACCCUCCUUAGCAAUAUUGUAAAUAUACGAGCAUAAAAUAUAUGAGAGGGGUUGGGCCCACUGAGAAGAAACAACAGAUUUGUUAGGCGCACCAGAUACUCAGGUACUGUGAACUUUUUUCCUCUUUGCUUCUUAACUAACAGAUGUUCUGGGUGCUAACAGGACGACCAGUACAGUAGGGGCAUUCCCCCUAUAUUGUAAAUGCAACAGCCUUUAAGGAAAUGGCUGAGUAUCUGGUAAGCAUACACAAUCUGUUGUAACAGUCAGAAGGCUAUUCUUCUCUUCAUAUCAGUGUCAUGUGAUCAGGGGAAUUGCCGCUGUUGUGUAGCUCACUGUAUUGCUGUAUUCUUGGUAAAAAUUAAGUGGCUUUGAGCAGGUGUUUCCAAUUUGCCCCCAAUCCUUAAGGAAUUUCCUCUUUCUUUCCUCAAGUCAGCUUUGAACUAAUUGAAUAUCCCAUGAGGAAACAUCUGGCAACAGUAUAACUGUAAGCAAGUGUAUCGCUAUGUAAGUGUGUAUGUGUGUGUGUGUGUGUGCAUGUAUGUAUGUGCACACACUCAAAAAUCACAAGGGCUUGAUUUUUUUAAUUCAAAAGAUAAAAAUAUGACAUACUAUUGGUCAAAGGCUUUACUCCACACAAUAUUCAAUAAAAAAUAAACGCCUUUUAUUUAGUCUAAAUCUUGUAUUCAUCAGAAUAGGCACCUUCUGCAGUAAUAACAGCUGAGCAUAAUCCUGCCAUUUUUUUACACGGGCAGUUCUGAAAGUUCACACGGACACAGCUGUAGAAGUUCCCACAGAUGACACUUGUGGGUUGUUUCUCCUUGAACUUUCUGUCCAAACUAGCUUGAUUUUACUUCACUUAAUUUGUUCACCUGUUUAUUUAGCCAAAUAUGGCUUUUUUAUAACUCUUUUGACUCUUUUCUAUGACUCUUUGGUUACUAUCCUGUGAAGAAAAAUAUUUUUUUCUUGAGUUCUUAACUUGUGCCAUUUCAGGUCAUUCACCGACGGUAAACUGCUUAAAGUUCACUUAAUACAAGAGAACUGAAGCACAAGUGAAGCAAACUAAAACUGAGUUCGCAGUUUCUUUGUAUUUUAAUUUUUUUAAUCUUAAAACACAAACACAAACACACACACACACACACACACACACACACACACACACAUACUAUAAGUCUAUAGGUUUCACCCACAUUUUCAGGUGUAAUUGUCAAUGGUGUCUAACCUGGACCCUAAAUCAUAACAUGUAUAAACAUAAUAUUUGAAAAAUAAUAUUUCAGUGAUGAAAAUGAGUGAUGCACCAUGAAAAUACCUGGUACCUUUCCAAUGAAAGACUGAAUGAACUCUUGGGUGCAAAGAUAUUUUGGACAGAACAGAGCACAGAAGCUGGGCCAAGAGGAAUACAAAAUGGAUCACAAGUUGUGGCGAUGGUUGGUACCAAGGAAAUACUGCCAGGCAUCCGUUUUGUUGUUAUAACUUGUCAUUACUUUUUGCGGGUGUUUUUAGAAAGAAUAGGACAUGUGCUACAUGUGGUUUAUCAUUAGGGGUUUUUCUUUCUCACUUAAAAAUUGCUGAAAUUGAGCACAUUAGAGAAAAAUAAUCUGUUAUGAAUCACAAUUCUGUUCCCAGUCAAUACAAUCUGAGUUAGCUCAAAACAAAAAAUACACCAGGAGCCACUGCGUUAUUUCAGGCUUCUUGAGAAGGUGCUGCUCAAAUUCGCUAGAGCUUUUGAAUUACAAGUGUCCCUUUUCUAUGACUCCGACACUGUCCAUGAAUGUUUUAAUUUGGAGAAAUGAAUGUACAGCGCAUAAACAUAUGUAUUGUUUUCUGAAUGUUU